Messenger RNA from Odobenus rosmarus divergens (Pacific walrus), 1192 nucleotides. It is a transcript of the gene B3GNT6, whose product is annotated as UDP-GlcNAc:betaGal beta-1,3-N-acetylglucosaminyltransferase 6 (core 3 synthase). The record is from RefSeq and is a predicted model, not a curated record. NCBI's taxonomy places the organism in Eukaryota, Metazoa, Chordata, Mammalia, Carnivora, Odobenidae. The coding region runs from base 47 to 1180 and encodes 377 amino acids. Gene Ontology annotation, cellular component: membrane. The transcript is spliced from 2 exons. Gene Ontology annotation, molecular function: hexosyltransferase activity.
GUCUGGGGACGGCUCCCGUCUAUUUCUUCUCUCUCAGACACUCGAGAUGGCUUUUCCCUGCCGCAGGUCCCUGAAUCCCAAGACUCUGACCCUCCUUCUGGUGGGUGUGAGUUUCUUGGCCCUGCACCUCUGGUUCCUCCAAGCCUCCAGGUCCCAGCGGGAGAAGAUGUGGGAUGGCUCUACGGAGGCUGCCCCUGCUGCCCCUGCGGCCGUGCAGCCGUCGGCGUUCAGUUCAGGGUCCCCGUGUGUGGCCAACGACUCGGUCAACGCCACGGUCGGCUUCGAGCAGCUGCCCGCACGCAUCCAGGACUUCCUGCGGUACCGCCACUGUCGCCACUUUCCCCUGCUCUGGGACGCGCCAGCCAAGUGCGCGGGCCGCCGAGGGGUCUCCCUGCUGCUGGCGGUCAAGUCGUCGCCUGCCAACUACGAACGGCGCGAGCUCAUCCGCCGCACCUGGGGGCAGGAGCGCAGCUACGGCGGGCGGCAGGUGCGCCGCCUCUCCCUGCUGGGCUCCCCCGCGCGCGACGACGCCGAGAGCGCAAGCCGGCUGGCGGCGCUGGUGGCGCUGGAGGCGCGCGAGCACGGCGACGUGCUGCAGUGGGCCUUCACCGACACCUUCCUCAACCUCACGCUCAAGCACCUGCACCUGCUCGACUGGCUGGCCAAGCGCUGCCCGCACGCGUCCUUCCUGCUCAGCUGUGACGACGACGUCUUCGUGCACACCGCCAACGUGCUCCACUUCCUGGGCACGCAGCGGCCCGAGCGCCACCUCUUCGCCGGGCAGCUCAUGGACGGCUCGGUGCCCAUCCGCGACAGUUGGAGCAAGUACUUUGUGCCCCCGCAGCUCUUCCCCGGGGAGGCCUACCCGGUGUACUGCAGCGGCGGCGGCUUCCUCCUGUCCCGCCACACGGCCAGGGCCCUGCGCGUGGCCGCCCGCCGCACCCCGCUCUUCCCCAUCGAUGACGCCUACAUGGGCAUGUGUCUGAAGCGCGCCGGCCUGGCGCCCAGCAGCCACCAGGGCAUCCGGCCCUUCGGCCUGCAGCUGCCCGGCGCCCCCAAGUCCUCCUUCGACCCCUGCCUGUACCACGAGCUGCUGGUCGUGCACCGCUUCGCGCCCUACGAGAUGUUGCUCAUGUGGAAGGCGCUGCACAACCCCAGGCUGAGCUGUGGCCGGGGCUAGAGGACCUCCUGA